Molecule: messenger RNA, 360 nt
Organism: Clunio marinus
Lineage: Eukaryota; Metazoa; Arthropoda; Insecta; Diptera; Chironomidae
Source: the annotation of a GenBank genome assembly
AUGGAUGAUGUUGCUGGUUUGAGGGAUGAUGUGUUCCCAAAUGAAAAAAAGAUAUUAAAUAAAUUCACUUCUGGGCGGAUUCGAAAUUGUUGUGUUGUUUUGUUUUCACCAUUCACAGUUUUAAAUUCCCAUAAAAUAUGUAAAAAUGAGACUGGAAUAAUGUGGAAAAUCACCAGAAAAAUCGAUAAACCUUGCAAAAGUUAUAAGAAAAAUUGUAAGACUGCAAAUGGUAAAGGAAAUUCAGAACUGGAAAGUUGUGGAGGUGAAAGUGCAGCGAUGAAAUGGCUGAUGCACCCUGGAAAGCUUCUUAUGAUAGAAAAUGGAAUUUCUUCUCGUGACGUUACAUACGAUGCUCUUUGA